Molecule: messenger RNA, 1572 nt
Organism: Magallana angulata
Lineage: Eukaryota; Metazoa; Mollusca; Bivalvia; Ostreida; Ostreidae
Product: palmitoyltransferase ZDHHC4-like
Exons: 6
Coding region: 122-1207 (361 amino acids)
Biological process (GO): peptidyl-L-cysteine S-palmitoylation; protein targeting to membrane
Cellular component (GO): Golgi apparatus; endoplasmic reticulum
Molecular function (GO): protein-cysteine S-palmitoyltransferase activity
Source: RefSeq, a predicted model, not a curated record
UGAAAUCCGGUGUAGAUUCCGGCGGCGACACUGACGACUUCGACGAAGUUUCUUGACUACUUCUAGUCACCGUUCUAGUCAAUGCUAGUCAUUACUCUACUCAGGGCAUGACAUUUACAGCAUGGAUUUUCUGAACAUAGUUGUUCUGUACGUGUUGGGUUUCACCAUCUGUUUGCUUCUGUACCUCUUUGCAGACAGUAAUUUUUUAAAACGUGGCCCUAUUGGAAAACUCAGGAAACUGUCUUGGAAGCUGCUGAGACAUAUUGUGCCAUGGAAUUGGAUAGAAGCUUCACUAACACAAGCUCAUAUUUUGCUUAACUCCAGGAACCAGGUCUUCCGUGUACUAUUUGGAACUAUGAUGGUGCUUGGCCACAUUGAAUUCAUUCUUGACAUAGUUCCUAUGCUGUAUCGUUUUGUACCAGAUGAAAACCAUGUGGUCAUUCCAAUAUUUCUUGUCUUCCUGAACUUCUAUUUUUACCAUAAAUGUUGUAUGGAGGACCCUGGGAUCAUUAAUGCCAAGACAGUAGACAGAUAUAAGAAUGUGUAUCCUUACGACGGGAGGAUGUUUAAGUCGGGGGUGACUUGUGUGACGUGUCACCUGGAGAAACCGGCCAGAUCUAAGCACUGCAGUAUUUGUGACAGGUGUGUCCACCGGUUUGACCACCACUGUAUCUGGACCAACAACGAUGUGGGCGGGUUGAACCACGGGAGUUUUGUGCUCUUCCUCCUGUCACAUAUCGCCAUCAUGGUGAAUGGAGUGAGGAUGGCCAGUAGAAGCCUGUACCUGUACACCCAGCACUACAAGCUGAUGCAGACCUCAGUGAUGGCUCCAGACGGAUCCAUGCAGAGCAUCACCUUGACUGUUCUUUUCCAGCAUUUGUUCAUGACGUUUCCAAGAAUUGUUUUUAUGUUGGUUUCCUUCGCACUCCUCAUUCCAAUGGUGGGAACCUUCGCUCUCUAUCACGUGUUCCUCAUUUCCGCCAAUCAGACGACGAACGAGAGAUACAAGCGUGUGUCGGACACAGACUAUAAUCCUGUGGAAAGUGUGAUACUGAAUAAUAGGACAAAAAGCCGAAAAAUUACUAAAACCAGACCUGAUGAAAAAACAAGACGCACAGCAAUAACUUACGAUAGAGGUCUACUGAUAAAUCUUUACGAAGUUUUUUUCACAAAAACAUUCCUAUCGAAUAAUAGAAAACAUAAGUAAAGCAAAGUUAACAUGAUUGUAUGAUAUUUUUAAAAUUGUUAUGAAUAUAUAUUUUGGAUUUUUUACAUUAUUUUUAAGAGGAAAUUAAAGUUUAAAUAUAAAUAGAUAAAAAGCAGGGUUUAUUAAUGAAUGCAUUUAUACUAUAAUAUCGUAUAUGUAUAUAAUGCAGUAUAUGCAAAUGUUGUUUGGUAUUAAAUUCAAACUCACGAAACUCAUGAUGCCUUUAUAGGGAAACCGUAUGAUAAAAAAAUUAUAAUCAUUAUAAUAUAUAUUAUAUUUCAUACACAGAUCAAGAGGGAUGUCGAGGGCUAGACCACCCCCCCCCCCUUUUUUUUUUUUAUAAAUUCAUAAAGUAUGAAUACAAA